Messenger RNA from Aspergillus glaucus CBS 516.65, 1517 nucleotides. RefSeq names its product dimethyladenosine transferase. Gene Ontology annotation, molecular function: rRNA (adenine-N6,N6-)-dimethyltransferase activity. Gene Ontology annotation, cellular component: mitochondrial matrix. The record is from RefSeq and is a predicted model, not a curated record. NCBI's taxonomy places the organism in Eukaryota, Fungi, Ascomycota, Eurotiomycetes, Eurotiales, Aspergillaceae. Gene Ontology annotation, biological process: rRNA methylation. Bases 98 to 1264 code for a protein of 388 amino acids. The transcript has 3 exons.
GCGACUGAAUUGAUACCUUUCUCUUCGGGCUAUUUCAUUCCUAGAUCCAUGACUUGAUCCCGGCUCCCACUCUAUCAUCGGUAGUUAUUUCAGCACAAUGCCCAAGGCAAAGACAAACAAGCGCAGUAGCGCUGCGAAAAACCCAUACGCAGAUGCGGCCGCCAAAACGAAGGCCGCCAGCAGCGUCUUCAGGAUGAAUACGGAUAUCGGUCAACACGUAUUGAAGAAUCCGGGUAUUGCUCAAGCUAUUGUGGACAAGGCGGAAUUGAAGCAGAGUGACGUUGUUCUCGAAAUCGGUCCCGGUACAGGUAACCUGACGGUCAAGAUUCUCGAGAAGGCGAAGAAAUGCAUCGCUGUCGAAUUGGAUCCUCGAAUGGCGGCAGAAAUCACUAAGCGUGUUCAGGGUACCCCGGUGCAGCAGCGUCUGGAUGUCAUUCUGGGAGAUGUGAUUAAGACAGAGCUUCCAUACUUCGAUGUUUGCAUUAGCAACACCCCUUAUCAGAUUUCCUCUCCUCUCACCUUCAAACUUCUUGCGACCUCCCCCGCACCUCGAGUCUGCAUUCUCAUGUUCCAGCGUGAAUUCGCCCUACGACUUUUCGCGAAACCGGGAGAUAAGCUUUACAGUCGACUUUCCGUUAACGCGCAAAUGUGGGCCAAGAUUGAUCACAUCAUGAAGGUUGGAAAAAACAACUUCAAGCCUCCACCGCUUGUCGAGUCGAGCGUCGUCCGUCUGGUCCCCAAGAAUCCCAGACCGCAGAUCAGCUAUGAAGAAUGGGACGGGCUCUUGCGAAUCGUCUUUGUCAGAAAGAAUAAGACUAUUCGGUCCAGCUUCAUUGGGCAAACCGGCAUCAUGGACAUGUUGGAAGCCAAUUAUCGGACAUGGUGCGCACAAAAUGACAUUCCAGUUGAGGAUGGGCCUGCUGAAGAUGCAGGUGGUGACGCUAUGGACAUUGGUGAUGCGCAAGGUGAUGCGCAAGAUGACGCAGAAGAGGAAUAUCAAGAUCAGACCAUGGAGGUAGACGACGAGGACGAUGUGCCGGACUUUUUCAAGGAGCAAGCAAAUGCUCGUGUCCAGGAAGCCCUUAAGAAGAACAACCCGAACCGCAAGAAGAAGGGGAAGGUCGCAGAAUUGGUGCGCGAGAAAGUACGCCAGGUCUUGGAAGAUGAGACAAAGCUCGCAGACAAGCGGGCAAGGAUGUGUGAUGAGAAUGAUUUCCUGAAGUUGCUGUGGGCGUUUAACCAAAAGGGUUUCCAUUUCACUUGAACAUGGGAAUCGUAUUUCUCUUAUGCAACAUGCUGGAAAAAUCCAAGAGUACGACAUAUCCAGGACAUAUUAAUGAAUUAUGAUUGACAUUAUUACAAACCAUCCUCGGGCGCUUUCUCGCCAGUCGGACGAAGAUGGGCACGGGAGUCCUGGAAUAGACUCUGCCAGAUAAAUGCUUCGCUCAGCAGCAGUUCGAUAUUUUUGUCUGUCCAGUUUUUUGUUGGAAGAGCUUGGAGGAACAUCAUAAUCUCCU